AACCGAUCUCGUCAGCGGCCUAUAUCGAGUCAAACUGAUCCAGCACGUGAGUUGACGCGUCGCGGUAAAUUGGAAUUUGGCGUGUUCACAUCCUCCUCCCACACUGCGAUUAGUACUUCAGGGAAUAAUAGUUCUUUAUCUUCAUAGACCCUCUAGUAGUCUCCUGGCAUAUCAGCAGGACAUCGCAUCUGGAAGAUGGACGGCUUCGAUGACGAAGAAAUCGCAAGGGCGCUCGCCCUGAGCGUACGGGAGGCCUACAAACCAUCUGAGACAUCAGAUAGAAAGCCGGAACCUAAGGAGAUUAUUGAGAUUCCCUCAAGUGACGAAGAGGAUAAUAAGGAAGAUGUUCAGUUCCAAUCAAAUAUACAACGGGCAAUCGAAGCCUCCAAAGCUCAAAGUGCAAGCUCUUCCAGAACGUACAGUCCCCAAGAUUCGAUAUCUCCAACGAUCUCACCUUCCGCAAUCUCAGCACCAUCAAUGUUAGUACGGUCAAGCAAUGCUUUCCCAUUUGAUCGGGCGCAACUCGAACGGGAACGACUAGAACGACAGAAGAGACUCCGUCCUGACCUUGUCGAAGCUCAAUCAAAGCCGCAACUGGACAAUGAAGAUGAGGAGACAGACGAAAAUGUGAACAUGAAUGGACGGAGUGCAAAGAGGCAACGACUUUCGCAUAAUUCGUCUACUGCAUAUCAUUCCAACAUUCCUUCUUCCAGCACUCGACCCACUACUGAGAAAGCUCCACGCGCAACGACUAGUGGAACGCAAUCAAGGGAACCUACGGACACUUACUUUUGGAACGGAGAGCUACGUCAGACGGCGAACAAGUAUGUUGAGCCGAGUAAGGAUACCCGACCGGUCUUCAGGUUAACAGAUAUCCUCGCGCCACGAGACGAGAUUUCGUUCGCCAUCAUUUCAGCAUAUUGUGUUGACUUUCCUUGGAUGUACUCCUUUUUCAAUCCCAGCACGCCCGUGAUCAUAGUUGCCCAAGACUCCCAGGGUAAUGAGACCAUGAAGGAAGUCCUUCCGAAUUGGAUCAAGACGACACCAUUUCUUCGCGGUGGACGUGGCUGUAUGCAUAUGAAGUUUAUGCUGUUAUUCUACAAGACUGGCCGAUUGCGAGUUGUCGUGUCGACAGCGAACCUGCUGCCGAUUGACUGGCGAGAUAUUGAGAAUAGCGUAUGGGUUCAAGAUGUCCUUCUGCGACCAAGACCAACUCCUCACGAGUCAAAAGUGAAUGACUUCCCAGCCGCGUGGACGAGGAUACUACACUCGUUAAAUGUCGCCCCUGCGUUGAUCACGAUGGUGAAGAAUGGCCAUACUGAUUUACCGAUAAGCCGCCUAGAGGACCUACGCCGUAAAUGGGACUUCUCAAAAGUGAAAAUUCACCUUGUCCCUUCGCUGGCCGGAAAGCACGAGGGUUGGCCAAAGGUCCUCCAGUCAGGUCACGUAGCUCUUAUGAAAGCUGUACGAGACAGCGGGGCGCGAACGCCGAAGGGAAAGGAGCUGGUGCUGGAAUGUCAAGGUUCCUCGAUCGGGACAUAUUCGACGCAAUGGGUGAAUGAGUUCUAUUGUUCCGCUCGGGGAGACUCGGCGGAGGAGUGGCUUGACCAACCAAGGUCGCGACGAACGAAACUGCCAUAUCCUCCGAUUAAGAUUUUGUUCCCGUCGGACAAGACUGUGAAGGACAGUGCGCUUGGCGAGCAAGGAGGGGGCACGAUGUUCUGCAGACGAAGCCAAUGGGAAGGAGCCAAGUUCCCGCGAAAUCUGUUCCAUGAUUCGAGGAGUAAGAGGGGAGGUGUCUUGAUGCACUCUAAGAUGAUCAUCGCGACGUUCCGUGAUACAGGUCCUUUGAAUAAAGGCAAGGCCCCCCAAUCGGACUCGGAAACCGAACCGGAGAGCGACGACGAAGUUGUAGAAGUGGAUGCUCAAGGGCGGGAAGAAGAUAAAGUGAUUGGAUGGGCGUAUGUCGGUUCACAUAACUUUACACCUUCGGCUUGGGGGACGCUCUCUGGUUCGGGGUUCAACCCCAUUCUAAACAAUACGAACUUUGAAUUGGGUAUUGUUUUCCCACUGCGACGCGCAGAGGAGCUGGAGAGGGUUGCGUGUUGGGAACGGCCUCCGAGGAAGUAUGUGCUUGGCAAAGACGAGCCCUGGAUGCAGUCAGAAUCGGCCUAUUUUGCGGAGGAAUGAGAUCUUAUCGCGCAUCGAUUUGCAGUUAUCUGGAUACUUAGAGCGCAUUGUGGAUGUAGCAACACACCAUCAGUAUGCACUCAUUGUAGCGCCCAGACAGUGGUUCAGCACUGCAAACCAUACUCGCUUCUUUACUGACUAUUACACCAGCUCAAAGGUCGCUGAAGGAGCAGCACGUAUCUAACCUCUGGCUGUACACAGCCCUAACCUAUAUGGCAUUAGCUGGUGAGACUAUGCAGACCAAAGGUCUACAAAUGCACUAAGCCGGUGGUGAGAAUGAAACGCAGUCUAUGAGUCUUUACGGUGACUGUCAAGUCAAAUACUGCGAACGUGGAUGAUGGUUGAGUAACUGAAUUCAUUUUUAUCUGACCGUCUGUUAUCCUUUGUUGGGGACUCUUGAGUCACGCUAAGUAUGCCAAUGUCAUUAUAUGUUUAUCGUCGUACUUAGGUUUGCAGAUCUUUGAUAUACUGUCGAUUGUCGGCACUGGCUGGUGCGUACUAUGUUUGUAAGGAACAUGAAUUUUAGGUAUGUCUGCUAA
Somion occarium is the source of this 2729-nucleotide messenger RNA. Lineage: Eukaryota; Fungi; Basidiomycota; Agaricomycetes; Polyporales; Cerrenaceae. The record is from the annotation of a GenBank genome assembly.